Notechis scutatus (mainland tiger snake) is the source of this 1357-nucleotide messenger RNA. It is a transcript of the gene SRP9, whose product is annotated as signal recognition particle 9. Gene Ontology annotation, cellular component: signal recognition particle, endoplasmic reticulum targeting. Gene Ontology annotation, biological process: negative regulation of translational elongation; SRP-dependent cotranslational protein targeting to membrane. Gene Ontology annotation, molecular function: 7S RNA binding. Lineage: Eukaryota; Metazoa; Chordata; Lepidosauria; Squamata; Elapidae. The record is from RefSeq and is a predicted model, not a curated record.
CUUCUUGUUCAGAGUGCUGAGCUGUACCUUCCCGGUCCGAGCGAAGAGGGACCCAACUAUGCCGCUUUAUCAGACCUGGGAAGAGUUCACUCGUGCAGCGGAGAAACUCUACUUGUCCGACCCUAUGAAGGUCCGAGUCGUACUCAAGUACCGACAUUGUGAUGGAAAUCUGUGUAUUAAAGUAACAGAUGAUGUUGUUUGUCUACUCUAUAGGACAGAUCAGGCUCAAGAUGUAAAGAAAAUUGAGAAAUUUCAUAGUCAAUUAAUGCGACUGAUGGUAGCCAAAGAAUCCCGCAGUGUUGCCAUGGAAACAGACUGAAUAUCUGGAAAUAAAAUGAAUGUUCCAGUCACUGUAUCAUGGGAGGAAUGUAUCUGUUGGAUUUGGGCAUAUUUGGAAUGGACACACGAUGGCAUCAAGUGGACUGUUAAAAUUGAGUUUUGUAAGGAUUUGGGGGCUCCACUUCAGAGUGGCUGGUAGACUAUAUGCUUUCAUUGAAAGCUUCUAUUUAUUUUUCUUUCAAAUUUGAGUGAGGAAAUAUAUAUGUUCUUUCCUGGAAUUCUUAAAGGUUAAAGUAUACCCAGCCAGAUUUAUAACUUCCUUUCUUAAAUCUUUAGGAUAUUGCCUAAAAAUGGAAGGGUUUCUCUGAUGGGUUGAAGAAUGCUGUUAUAUAGAGGGGGUGGGUUGUGAAAUUUUAUGUUCUGUUAAAUUAGUGAUGUAUAAUCUUUAUAUAUUGAUGUAUUAUUUAGUUGGCAAAUAACAUCUGAUAGUGUUCUACUGGAAAAACAAGGAUGCUUGUGAAUCAAUGCUUGUGUCUAGACUUAAAGAUUCAGAACUGACUCUUGCUUUAUAACCAUAUAAACAUAUAAAACAUGUUCUGUUUGUUAACAGGCAAAUGCUAAACACAGCUAUUUCUGUUCUGUAUUUAAGACUGCUGGCAAAGACACCUUUGGUGAGAUGGGCAGCAUACAAGUUUGAUGAAUAAAUAAUUCAAACGCGCUUUGAUUUUGAAUGAUAGAAAGGAAUAAAGAUGUGCAGAACAUUUGAUCUUGAACUUCUAGAUUUUGAACCCGUUUCACACUUGAAUGAGACAUUUUGCAAAAUAUCAUGUUGAAAUGGUUUGAAACCAAAUGUUUACUAGUAGAAACACCUGAGGCAUAUGAAUAAAAUUGUGUAGAACUUUUAAAUAACUGCUACAGAAACCAGCCUUCAAGUGUCUUAUAAUUUCUUUUCAUAUGAAGUUCUCACUUUCAGAUGCUAAAUUAAGUAGUGGUCUACACAUUUAUUAUCAAAUACAGCUGAUGACGACAAAGCUUCACAAUCACACAAAGUAUAAAAUGGUAGGCAUAGCUUGCCAAU